AUGAACCUAAUCCAGUGUAAGGCUGUGGGGUUUUUUGCAUUUGGGAAGAAAAACUAUAACAGAUCAAAAGAAGAAGUGACAGAUAUAAUGAGCAUACUUGAAAAUGCAUUUAAGGAAUUGAAUGAAAAAAAGGAGUAUCAGAAAUUAUGCGAUAGGGUAAUGAUUACAGGAGACAUUGAUUCAAUGCCAAGUAAUGUUAUUCCGCAUGUAACUGCUAUUAAUGAAAGAUCUAAAAAAAAGAAAGACUGUUUUAUAUUUAUGUCAUACUCCUCUUUAGACGAGUAUGUUAAUAGUGCAACCGAUGGGAACGCGAUUCCAUUUGACAUUAUAAUACGCCCGGGUGGAGAAAAGAGGAUGAGUGACUUUUUACUAUGCAAUGCAUCCAAACAGGCAAUGCUUUCUUUUUUAGCAGUUAAAUGGCCAGUACUGACUCCUAUGCACAUUUUACUUGUCAUUAUUAAGUAUGUAAUAGAAUUACCACUGCGGGUUUAG
Molecule: messenger RNA, 492 nt
Organism: Nematocida parisii ERTm1
Lineage: Eukaryota; Fungi; Microsporidia
Exons: 1
Coding region: 1-492 (163 amino acids)
Biological process (GO): polyprenol biosynthetic process
Source: RefSeq, a predicted model, not a curated record